Ruditapes philippinarum (Manila clam) is the source of this 809-nucleotide messenger RNA. RefSeq names its product heme-binding protein 2-like. The transcript is spliced from 5 exons. Bases 135 to 773 code for a protein of 212 amino acids. Lineage: Eukaryota; Metazoa; Mollusca; Bivalvia; Venerida; Veneridae. The record is from RefSeq and is a predicted model, not a curated record.
GACACGACAGCUUUAUCCAAACGUGACAGACUGAAAACUUAUGUAAAUUUAAGAACUUCAUAACUAGAUAUAAAUGCUAUGUUUACGAUAAUUUAAUCAUUUACCGGAGAGGUUUGGAACAAAGCGAUCUCACAAUGAAUUUCUUGACGAUAGCAACAUGUUUUAUGUGGACAAGUCAGCUUGUUAUUGGAUUGCCGCAUGUCUUAGAAGUAGAACCCGCCAACGAUGAGCCAGCAUUCUGUCACAAACUUGAUUGCCCUAAAUUCAGUGUCAUUGAAACUUUCAAGACAUACGAACUGAGGAAGUAUAUGCCUUCAAUGUGGGUGGCAACUAACUUAACAAAAAUGGACUUCAGCGACAAAGACCAGAAAGAUUUAUUUGACAAACUGUUUUACUACAUAUCUGGAAACAAUACUGCACACAUGAAAAUACCAAUGACGGCGCCUGUUGUUAACACAGUUGUGCAUGGACAAGGCCCAGACUGUGAGAGCACGUUCACGUGUCACUUUAUGAUACCUUUUGACCUUCAGAAAGCUCCUCCAAAACCCACUGCAAAAGAUGUUUACAUCACCACCUUACCAGAAAUGUCUGUGUAUGUCAGGGUAUUUGGAGGAUAUACAAAUGGCACGACGGUACAAAACAAUAUUCUAGAGCUGUCUGAAGAUAUAAAUGAUUCUAGCAAGUACAUUACGAACCCUUACUAUUACGCCGGAUAUGAUAAUCCCUACCAAGUCCUUGACAGACAUAACGAGGUCUGGCUCCGAGCAAAAUAAUCAACAUAUUGACCAAUGAAUCUUUGUAAAUGUAUA